AUGAAUUUCGAGCUCCCUGCAGAGGUCCAAGAAUACCUGUCACGUGUCGACACCUUUAUCACCGACACCAUCCUUCCAUUGCAACAUAGCAACGACAAUAACCGCUUCUUUGACCACCGUCGCGAAGCUUCAAGGACGCAAUGGAACAACCAAGGCCUCCCAACAAAGGAUUGGGAAGGCUUGCUUAGCCAAGCCAAGAAGCUCGCCGACGGGGCGGGCUUCUACCGUUUCGCGUGCCCGAAGGAAUACGGCGGAUCUGGCACGGAUUCACUCAACCUCCACAUGUGCGCGAUUCGGUAUCACCUGUCCUCACAUCCUGUGUACGGCGGUGGUGUGAGCCUGGCCAACGAUAUACAGAAUGAACACAGUGUUGUCGGCAACCAUCCCUUCGUCUUCAUGGUGCAUCACUACGGCACCCCCCAGCAACAGAGGGACUUGAUACCGGCCAGCAUCAACGGCAAGCUGAGAGCCACUUUCGGGCUGACCGAAAUCGACCAUGGCUCCGACGCCACUCAUAUGAACACGACGGCCCGGCCGGUCACCCUCUCUUCAGGCGAGCCCGGGUACGAGAUCAACGGGAACAAAAAGUGGCAGACGGGCAUGCACACCGCCACCCACUGCACGGUCUUUGCCCGGACUUCCGGCAGGGCGGGCGACGCGAAGGGAAUCACCGCGUUUCUCGUCCCCCGGGACUCCCCGGGCCUCACCGUUGCUUCGUACGAGUGGACACUGAACAUGCCCACCGACCACGCGACAGUCAUGCUGCACAAUGUCCGCGUCCCAGCCUCGGCCGUCCUCGGCCCGCUCGACGACGGGCUGGCCAUUGCCCAGACCUUCACACACGAGAACAGGAUCCGCCAGGCCGCCUCGAGCUGUGGGGCCACGCGAUACUGCAUAGACCGGAGCGUCGAGCACGCCAACAGGCGCAAGGUGUUUGGGGCGCCCCUGUCCUCCAACCAGGCUAUUCAGUGGCCCCUGGUGGAACUCUCGACCCAGGAAGAGAUGUUGAGGCUGUUGAUUCUUCGCACGGCCGUAGAGAUGGACCAGGUCUCGGCGAGGGCCAAGGCUGCCGGGAAGGCGCCGUGGGUCGCCAUCGAGAAACAACUUGGGCACAAGAUUAGCAUGUGCAACUACUAUGCGAAUCGCAUGGUCUGCCAGGCUGCCGAUCGGGCCAUUCAGAUCCACGGCGGGGAUGGAUAUUCGAGGCACUAUCCAUUUGAGCAUAUAUGGCGGCAUUUCAGGCGAUAUCGAAUCACGGAAGGGAGUGAGGAGGUUCAGAUGCGCAAGGUUGCUGCUUACCUGUUUGGCUAUAAAAAGACGGGCACGGAAGAGCCGCGGAGUCGAGCAAGCUUGCGAGCUGGCUGUCAUGGAAAACAAGUCAAACUUUAG
Messenger RNA from Diaporthe citri, 1389 nucleotides. RefSeq lists its product as uncharacterized. The coding region runs from base 1 to 1389 and encodes 462 amino acids. Gene Ontology annotation, biological process: fatty acid beta-oxidation using acyl-CoA dehydrogenase; butyrate catabolic process. The record is from RefSeq and is a predicted model, not a curated record. NCBI's taxonomy places the organism in Eukaryota, Fungi, Ascomycota, Sordariomycetes, Diaporthales, Diaporthaceae. Gene Ontology annotation, molecular function: flavin adenine dinucleotide binding. The transcript has a single exon.